This is a messenger RNA of Phoenix dactylifera (date palm), 1565 nucleotides long. RefSeq names its product large ribosomal subunit protein uL3y. Lineage: Eukaryota; Viridiplantae; Streptophyta; Magnoliopsida; Arecales; Arecaceae. Gene Ontology annotation, cellular component: ribosome; cytosolic large ribosomal subunit. Gene Ontology annotation, biological process: translation. The record is from RefSeq and is a predicted model, not a curated record. Gene Ontology annotation, molecular function: structural constituent of ribosome; RNA binding.
GAUUUUUUAGUCUUUUCAAAAGUGUCGAGAUAUAUCCUUCUCCGCGCUCUCUCGCUCUCGCGUAUAUAAACCAUUGCUAGGGUUUUGAGGAGCCGCCCGGAGACGAGAAGAGGAGGCCAUCGCUGCCCCCACGUGGAGUCGGUGCGGCGCAGAGGGUGAAGGGAACUAAAUAAGAUGUCUCACCGGAAGUUUGAGCACCCUAGGCAUGGGUCCCUUGGGUUUCUCCCAAGGAAGCGAGCUUCUCGCCACCGUGGGAAAGUGAAGUCCUUCCCAAGGGACGACCCAACAAAACCGUGCAGGUUGACGGCCUUCCUUGGUUACAAGUCUGGAAUGACUCACAUUGUCCGUGAGGUUGAAAAACCAGGAUCAAAGCUUCACAAGAAGGAGACAUGCGAGGCUGUAACUGUCAUAGAAACUCCACCAAUGGUUGUUGUUGGAGUUGUUGGUUACGUGAAGACACCACGUGGCCUUCGCACUCUUAAUACAGUGUGGGCUCAGCAUCUGAGUGAGGAACUGAGGAGGAGAUUCUACAAGAACUGGUACAAGAGCAAGAAGAAGGCCUUUACAAAGUACUCCAAGAAAUAUGAAUCUGAGGAGGGAAAGAAAGAGAUUCAGAUACAGCUAGAAAAGAUGAAGAAAUAUGCAUCUGUUGUUCGUGUACUGGCUCACACUCAGAUAAGGAAGAUGAAGGGUCUGAAACAGAAAAAGGCUCACUUGAUGGAGAUUCAGGUGAACGGGGGGACUGUUGCACAGAAGGUGGACUAUGCUUACAGCCUUUUUGAAAAGCAGUUCCCAGUCGAUGCUGUGUUCCAGAAAGAUGAGAUGAUUGAUAUCAUUGGCGUAACCAAAGGUAAGGGCUAUGAAGGUGUUGUAACUCGUUGGGGUGUCACCCGUCUUCCACGCAAAACUCACAGGGGACUUCGCAAGGUUGCCUGUAUUGGUGCAUGGCAUCCCGCCAGGGUGUCCUUCACCGUUGCUCGUGCUGGGCAAAAUGGAUACCACCACCGCACUGAAAUGAACAAGAAAGUCUACAGAAUCGGGAAAGUUGGAAAUGAGACACAUACUGCCAUUACUGAGUUUGACAGGACUGAGAAGGAUGUUACCCCCAUGGGUGGUUUUCCUCACUAUGGUAUAGUGAAAGAUGACUAUGUUAUGAUCAAGGGUUGUUGUGUUGGCCCAAAGAAGAGAGUUGUCACCCUUCGCCAGUCCCUGUUGAAACAGACUUCUCGUGUUGCUCUUGAGGAAAUCAAACUCAAGUUCAUCGAUACCUCGUCCAAGUUUGGGCACGGACGAUUCCAGACUACUCAAGAGAAGCAGAAGUUCUAUGGUCGGCUGAAGGCUUGAGUUGUCUUUGCAAACAUGGCAAUAGAUCAUUUGAUUAAAUGUCUUCAUUCAAGGCUCUGCUCUUGAUUUUGGUCGGUUUACGUUUUCUUGAACAUUCUAAAACUAGGAAAUUCUGGACUUGUAUGGUGAUGAGCUACAAUUUCACCCGUGUUUUUUCCUCUUAUGUUGAGUUAAAGUUCGUUCGAGAAAAUAUGGAAUUUGAAACAAUUGGCUUUGCAUCA